AUAGUUGUAUAACGUUGGAUAAUGCACACCUCACUCACACGAUGAUAAGACAACUUGCGGUUUUUGUUCUUGGUUUGGGGUUUUUCCUUUAUCGUGUUCAAGUGUACUUCGCUUUGCGGCAAGAAAAAGCCGAAUUGCGCUCAUUUCUAAAGGAAAACGAUCUUCUGGAUUACGAAGUUAAGUUGCAUAAAUUCGGUAAGCUUCAAUUAUCUUUAUUUUCUAAAAAAUAUGUAUGCUUUAUACAAUUAGAUCGAUGUCAUUUUGAAAUGAUAAAAUUAAGCUUAUCGUCGAUUCCCGAUUUCAAGUCCCAACUUCCAUUCCUACGGAUUUAACGAUCGUUGAACAGCUUAAGGUAAUACGUCAACUGCUGAAUCUCAUGUGGUUCUUCAUGGUUUUGCUAAAAUUUAGUUAAACACUGGUUUUUAAUGUUGUUCAGCUUUUGCUGAAGCUCAACGAGUGUUUCGUUGAAGUGUCGAAUUAUGCACACUUCAGCGGCAUUCUUGAAAGCAUAUCAAGAUCAAAUGAAAUCACUUACAAGUGCAAUAUAAUUGCAUGCAAAACGUCUUUGCUUUUUUUUUUGUUAGUUUGUUUUUGUUUGACUCAUUUGUAAGUAUCGUAUUUCCUUCUCUCCCACUUAUUUGCUUCAGUGUCAAAACUGUCACACAUGUGACAUAUGGGGGGAUGGGGGGGUGAUAUUUUUCAAAAACAGGAGCCGAUAAGUAAUCGGCCCUGUCAAACAUUUGCCUUCAAAUUCCCUGCCCACAGGCAAAUAAUUCCAGUCCAAUGCAUAAAAGUUUAGCCAUCAUGGGGUGCACGUUGUGGUGUCAGCCUUCAGUUUUACCUAUUUUCUGCUUUCUAGUUAAAGCAAUAACUGACAUCUUACGAGUUUUAUUGAAAUGCAAAAUGAGCUCGAUCUAAAUUAUGGAAUGUCAACUAAUGGCCCUGUCCCAUGGAUAAGAUAUAAGAAUGUGAUAUUAGGUUCUUUGGUGAAAAGUACCAAAUAAUAUUAAUUUUAUUUUAAAAGUCCUGAUUACUUAGGUACUUACUUCCGCAUUAUCUUCAAACGUAGGUCUCUUGAAACUUAAACCUUUCUGCAUGUUUUCAACCUGAUGGAGUUUUACAUUUUGAAGAUCGAGCUUCUGUUUACUGUGAUACUGCAGUAUUUUGAAACGUUCAAUAGAUCAUUUUCGGUAUAUUAAAAUUCAUACUUGGCUCCGAGGCUAGGGGAAAUAAAACAUAAGAAAUGUAUUAUUCCUUUCUGAGCCUUAGAUGACUUCUUUUGUUUUAUUCCCCCAAGCCUCGGAACCUCGGAAUGUGCUGGCUUGAUAGUCACUCUACUACCCAUGUACUAUUAGACAGCACUUCUGUCGUGGCGUGAUGAUCUGUUAAGCUUAAUACCUAAUACAAGCUUGUAUUAGAAAGUGUGGUUGUUAAAAUGGGAAAACAAAGUUGUAAAAGUCUGAAAUGUGUACCGUAACAAUAUUAUUUCUUUUUGUCAUUAUACUGAGAAAACACGCAGCUGGCUCAGUGGUAGUGAUUUCUUAAUUUAGCAGAAGUUUAAUCCUAGUGACAUAUCCAUAUUUUCCUUUAUAGGGAUCAUUUCCAAAGCCAAGUUUGCAAGUCUUGAUGCUCACAGAUUUCUUGUCCUUCAUGGCUCAUUCUGGGGAUUUUUUACGUUCAAUUCUGAGAAAGAAAGAUUAGAACUUUCUGCACAAAAAGCCAAACAUGAACUUCAACUGUUAUUUUGGCUUCAGCAGCUGGACUUGGAAAGUAAAUAUACUCGGCUGAUAUCACUAGGAAUAAACAGUGUGGAAAGUUUGGUCAGUAAUUUAAGUACUAUUAAGUUGGAACAGACUGUUUUUAGUGAUGAUGAUUUUACAAAGCUGCAAGCAGCAAUUAACUCAUGGGACGGUGAAUCAUGUGUUGACUCUUUCCCUGCCAAAAGUGCAAUAGCAGUCGGCUUUUCAUUUUCCUGGUGGACUAUUAAACUUUUAGGUGAGUCUAGAUCCAGCAGCUAGUGAUAAGCGCUCAGGGUGAUUAUUUAAAUUUCUGAGUCAAGUGGGGGAUGGGAAGGGGGGGUUUAAUUCAAAAGGGGGCACCUACAGUACACCUUGAGCUGACAUUAAAGAGACAUAUAACAGCUUAUGGUUGAAUGUUGUACUUUGUAAACUCUUGGAAAACUCCAGCAUUUCUCUUUUGAAAAAGUACUAGGAGGCGUGUGUGGCUGAGCGGUUAACACCUCAAACUCCUGAUCUGGAAGUCCAGGGUUGAAGCCUCACCUGUAGCAUUGUUUCCUUGGACAAGGAACUUUACUACACUUUGUCUCUCUUCACCCAGGUGUAUAAAUGGCGUAAUGGCGACAAUAUAUUACUGGGGGGUAACCUUGCAAUGGACUACUAGACUACUUGCAACCGGAAAUUGACUCUCAAAAAAGAUGAAAGCGGGCAAAUCUAUAUUAUUUACCCACAACUCAGUUCAAUAGCAGAGAUAGCAUCCUCCCCAGUAGUUUCUGAAAAAAAAAGCAAAUUUAGGAUAAGGAGGGAUUCUGAGGGUGUUGUUUAGUAUAAGAGUAGGAUAAAAUUCAGCUGAACUAGGUUUGGUAUAAGCUAAGGGUUGGGGGUCCCAACAGUUCAUUCCCACCCCAAAAUUUCUAAAGUAGCCCGCCUGGGAUAGGAUAUAGGGAUCAGAUUAAAGUUACAUGUACAGUACAUUUAGUCACACAUCGCCCACAAAUUAAAUGUUCUGCUUCCUCUAGAUCUGUUCAAAUUUGGUAUCUCAUUAAAAAAUUUUUUUCAUGAAAUUCACUUAUAUGCAUUAUUUUCUCUCUCUAUUGUAGGUAAAAUGUUUUUAUACACCUUAACCACUGUAAUUUGCCUGGUCAUUUUUUGCGUUGGAUUUUCUCGAUUGAAAACCAAGAGUCAGCAGCACCAGUCUUCAUUUAUGCGAUACAUGCUUGGUUUGACGCUGGAACCUAGACUCACAAAAGUAAAGUGGGAUUGGGAAGACCCCCAUAUAGUGGGCGAAUCUAUGUCAUUUUUUCUUAAGGUAAUAAUUUGUUAAUAUAUUAAUAUUUCAUUAAACGAGAAUAUGAAUAGCCCAAAUUGCAGUUGUUAGUGGAAGUGGGGCUGUGGAAUCUUUUUUAGAUACAACCCUUCCUGCUGUUUUUAUGCCACCUUCAUUUCAGCAUAAUUCUUUUUUUUUUUCAAAGAAAACAGAAGAUGAUUGUAUCAAAACAAGAUAGUCAACCCUAACAUGCUUCCUUUAACACUUUAAGUCCCCAUAGUGACCAACAUCAAUUUUCUCCCAAUGAUAUCCAUACAUUGUCAAGAGACUAGGUUAUGAGAAUUAACAAAAUGAUCACCCAAGAGAAAAUGCUUUGAUUUUUUAUCAAAUUCUCUCUACUCAUUCUUUAAGGAAAUAUAUAGAGAUCAGUUUGGAGAAUUUGUAUGUGGAUAUUGGGGCUUAAAGGCUUAAUGGCUUGAGUAUCAGUCCCACAACUAGCAAAUGGAUUACAUGACUGAUAAUGAUAGCUACUUCUCUUAUCACCUGAAGAUGGGCAUGGGCUAGAAAGGGCAAAGGGUUUCUUUAGUAAUAGGGUUUUAUUGGGGAGGGAAGUUCAGCCCUCAGCCCAACCCCCAACCUGGAGGACCAGAGGAUCACACUUUGACCUUAGGGUAAAGAAGGGAAGAAAGAGGGUAACAACAUUUCCUAGAAAAAUAUAACAUUCUGACAGAUAGGGAUGGGAAGCACACUCACUGUCUGUCUGAUUAAUUUAAAUAAAAUUUCCAGAAAAGGCUAUUGUAAGUUUCAUUGCAUAGUUAAUGUGUCUAAAACAACUUUUUUUCUGUUUUUACAGUUUUACAGGAUGAAUUUUACUCCUUAUCCAAUCUCGGAAGCUGACUACGUCCUUGUGGAGAUCAUGCAUGAUAAUACCUUUAUUGUAAGUUCACGUGAAUAUGGUGGCCAAAAAUGGGGAGAUAGUAAUAUGAUGAAAAUAUCAUUUACUGUUAGAGAGGCUGGAACCUACAAGAUUUCUGUACUUGCUCGUGGAACUCCAAUCAAAGGAAGCCCAUUCACAAAGACAUUUUUACCUGGUAACACUGUUGCAUUAUUGUUUAAAUAAUAUAAUAUUAAACCUCAACUUACAGAGUCAGCAAAGAUGAAGUAGACAAUCAAACGCAAUUCUUUUCGCUUCCAAGCUUAUGGUCAGUUCUAAAUAUCUUAUAAUCAUUACCUCUUCAGCAUUACUUUCGCUGGGUUUGAUGACCACCCGUAAUUUCCCAUGGUAGAAACAGGUUUUUACUUUUUAGUCUGUGGAUGAAAUCCUGUAGUAUGACCAAUCAACUGAAAUCUCUUUCUGCAGUACUUUUUUAUGUUACGAUUAUGUUAUGCUGUAUAAAGAAGUUGUAACUUUUGAGUCUGUGGAUGAAAGCAUUAAUGGUAUGUACUGUUGAUAAGCCUGUGUUAUGACAAUUAACUGAUUUAAGAUGAAAUUGUACCUUGUUGGCAGUGUUUUUGGCAUGGUAUCAUCCCAUUAUUCCUUCUAAAUAAUGAUAUUUUUAUAAUUUUUUAUGGGAAUUUGGGUAAUGAAAUGGUUAGUAGAACUCUCUUGUUUUUAAACCACAGGGAAUGUUGAUCCAGUAAAGUGCAGUAUUUUGGAAGGGGGAUCAAUUUUGGAGGUUCAACAGGGGAUCUAUACACCUCUCACUGUAGAAGCACGAGACAAGUUUGGUAACAUUUGUCCAUUAUCCGAACAAGAUGUUCAUUCAUACAGUGUUGAAGUUACCAAGGUAGGGCAAAUUAUUAUUAAGCUAGCUAAUUAUUUAUUUUACUACCUCUGUUUCCCCAGAAUAUUAGAAACCUCUUUUUUUUAAACAACAAGUGUGCAUGUACUGAUUAUAUCAUAUAAGUAUCAUUAUUAUUUUAUACCACAAAUCUUCCAAUAUUUUUUAACAUCCCCCCUCCCUAAAUGAAAAUGAUGUCAAAUCACACAUCCCCAAAGUUAUGCCAAAAUUUUCUUUAGCUACGUAGAAAGAAAUCCCAAACUCAUGAAUCAAAAAUCAUUAUUUUCACCAACAAUUUUCCAAGUUUUGCUGAAUACCCCUCUCCCCACAAAAAAUAUCACUGGUAAUAUCAAACAACCCCCAAAAAAGAUAUUUGCAAAAUAAUUUAUUUCGUUAGAAAAAAAUCUUAAAGGCCUGAUUUUUACACAACAAAACAAUCCUUCACACUUCCCCAACUCCAUAAAUGUGGAGUACCCACCCUUAGGAUUUUUGGAAGGUAUCUGUGUGGAGUGUACCAUUGACUGAAACCUAGCUAAUGCCAGUACAUUACUUGUCAGAUUGGAAGCAAAAUAAAGACAGACCCUGAACUUGUAAUCUUGCCAGAUGGGAAUGAUAAAAAUUAUAUUCUGCAUAUUAAGUUGGAUUCGGAAGGUUGUUUUAAUGCAGUGGUCAGGUACAACAAGCUGUCACUUAGCCAGGGACAAUUUACAAUCAUCUCUCUAAACGGUAAGUUUGUUUUUUACAAUACCAAAGGCUCUUUUCAGAUGCAGAAUUCUUUAUAAAUAUAUAUCCGGGAAUUUAUUCCAUUUUAGGCCCCAAAAUAACAAAAAUGCACCUGUUGUUUCAAAUUCUGAAUUUGAGUUGUUCAAAGUUUGCAUCUUAAUCAAAGUCAUUGCCAUAGUUUUUGUUUCUUUACCCUGAAUUAACUCAGAAAACACCUUGAAGACUUAAACACCAAGAAACACCCAUGAAUGUAGAGUGACCAGCUCACAAAUGUGACUCAAUUACACGAGCAAGCCACAAAACCACAAACCAAUAAUAAUACAAUAUUAUUAUUAUUAUUAUUAUUAUUAUUAUUAUUAUUAUUAUUAUUAUUAUUAUUAUUAUUAUAUAAUAUUACCAGAGAUUCCAACCCUGUCAACUAAAAAAAAAUGGAGGUGCAAGCCUAAAGGGGGUCCGGGGGCAUGCUCCUCUAGGAAAAAUUAUGAGAUAUGUGUCUCUAAGAUGCCCUUCCCUGCAUUUUGAGAUUACAGGUAAUGGAAAUACUGCUUCCAAAAUUACCACAGGCUCAUGGUCGGAUGCCAAAAGAGUAAAAAUGGCUGAGAACCACAGAAGAGUGACAAUGAAGCAUGCUAAAAAGACUGGUUAGGGAAAGCGUGAGGCCACAAAUAUUCACAUAAAACGGGAGGUUUCCGGCCAAAACGGGAGGGUUGGAAUCUCUGUCUUACUCGGUGCUACUGCUCGAUGUUGUUUCAGUGGUUAGCCAGUUAAGUGCUCCUGACAAUUUGUUUUUGGUAAUCCAUUGAUUUGCUUCAAAGUCAAUUCGCACCCAUCUAAGCAAGAUCCUAUAUGGUUAAAGUCAGGUGGGUUGUAAUUAGUGAAUGAGGGCUUUCAACGUGGGCAAAACGUUUUCAGACAUGAAAAACUUGACACUACAGUGAAUCAACUUGAUGAGAAACCACAAACAUUUGUUAUUUGGGGUCCUGUUAUUUCUUUUUUGGCUUGUAAACCUUAGUACAAGUAACAUUUAGUGCUGUUACUGACACAUUUUUUCAGGUUUCUUUUGGCAACUGCAUAGUUGCGUCUUUAACUGUGAUAAUCUUCUUUGGGUUUAUUUCUUCAUUCCGUAGUUCCAAUAUAUAAAAUUUAUAUAUUCAUCAUCACACAUAGUGAUGGUUCUCUUUUUUCUUAAAAGCUAAAGAAAUUGAUCAAGUCAACAAGAAUAUUAAGAGGCAGUGUUGGAAUGUUUGGUUUGAGGCUUUCCUGCUGACAAGAGAUGAAUCUCUGUUGACCCUGCCCACCCCCACUCCCAGCAACCCUGGCCAACUUAUCGCUUCUCCAACUAACACACCUCUUGCAUGGAAUGGCAGUGCCCUGAAAAAAUCUCAGAAGGUUUAUUGCUAUAUUACCAAAAAGGUAAUCAAAAAAAUAUUGUUUUUUUUUAGGGGGUAGAAUAACUUAUGCUCAGGAUGGGUUGAAUUUACCGUUGCACAGAAAAUGUACUCUGUAAGAAUUAUUUGAAGUUUAUUAUUUAUUCAUUAUUAGAGAGCUUUCAAAGCAAAGACGUUUUUGAGCGACGCACCCCAACCGGAACUGCCUCCUUUUCCUUUUUAAUAUGCCUUGAUGUUACCAAUUUGUAUUGCUAACUAGAGAGACAAUUAGCUCGAGGAUUUGGGCUUCCCAAAAAUUUAAAACGUCCUCUUCCCGUGGACGUGCGUUGCUCAAAAAUGUCUUUGCCUAAAGGGGCUGUGUCAUGGCAGUCCAGUUCAGUUUGUUUAAUUUUGCCAAUUACUCGCCCUUAAUCACUAUGGAACUUAAAGUAAGCACACAAAUUACAUGUAAAUGACAAAUAUCAGAGAUCAGAAACAAACAAAUAUGUCUCCUGAGCAUUAUUUAUGAAGUUGCAAGCAGCAGGGAUCAACUUCGAAAAACUGUUAGGCUGAACAGUUUUCAAAAACCCGAAUUUCAAUCCAUUUCAAUCUUCUUCAGUUUUGCCCAUCCGGGGAAUCUGUUGUUUCUGUUGUGUUAUUUUAACCUUCCUUUAAUGUUUUACGUGGUUAUUUUUUAUGUUUCUCUCAGUUUAACGGGCAUUUUGUAAUUACCUACUUUGCCUGAAUUUUGUGACACAGCUCCUUUAAGCUACCGUUAUUUAUACUCUUCAAAUACAUUACCUAGAUACUACUUGUGAAGACUUUCAAACAUAUUGUCACAACUUUAGCUUAAAAUGCUAUAAAAAAUAGAGUCCGUCAAAAUUGGCGCAAACUCAUUUUGAAAUGUUGGUUUCCUUAGUUUAUAUGGUGUUAAACUUUAAUAGUAUUUUAGAAGGGUAAUAUUUAGAUUUAGUGGUAUUCAAAUUCACAAAAAAACCAAAACGAUCACUUACGCUGUAGUAAAGAGUAAAGGUUGACAAAUGAUAUCUUUUUGUCUUUUAGCAAUUGUUAAUAAAAGAAUUUUAUGUGAAGAUAAUUCCUCAUCGAUUAUAUGGAUUUCGUGUCAGACCCACUACAAAGGUAUCUACUUUCCUCAGUUUCCACAUUUUUUCUCUUGUUACUGAUUAACCGCAUGAAUACAGAUAAAUCGAUGCAUUAGGGAAAAAAAUUAAUUUAAGGGGGCUUCAAAAGUAGGUUGAGUCUGAUCGUCCGGGUGAACGUAGUCCUGAAUAGGACUGUUGUUGUUGAAAGUGACUGACGUUUCGACAACCUGUGCGGUAGUCAUCUUCAGAGUCAAAGUGAGUUGUAUGACGUCAGUUGAUGGUAUUAUACUCUGGUUAUUGGUCUGAUUGGUCAUAAUACCAUCAACUGACGCGAUACAACGCACUUUGACUCUGAAGAUGACUACCGCGCAGAUUGUCGAAACGUCAGUCACUGUCAACAACAACAGUCCUCUUCAGGACUACGUUCACCCGGACGAUCAAAGUCAACCUACUUUUGAAAUGACUCCUGGGUUCAAACCUUUCACAGUUUUAAGGGGGCUUGUUGGCAAAAUUGUGGGGUGGUAGUUCUCGUAGUCGUCCUUGUUUUAAAAUCUAAAGGUUUCUAUUAAGGUUUAUAGGCAGACUCUUGGCCAACUAGAAGACAAAUUAAUGGUGGGUACAGUGUAUGUCUGAUAACAUAUCUCUCCUCUUUCAGAUCAUCUUACACCCCCCUGACACCAAUGCAGAGCACCCAAUCUUCACUGUAGAUGAUGGCGCGCAGCCUCCAGUCACUGUCAUGUGUAAAGAAAGGAAUGUCUUGGUCGCUACAUUCUCAAGACUCUUGCUCACUAGAAUAGGUCAGUAUUCAUAGUGUCGGGUCGAUUCGCCCGAUGGCAGUUCGCCCAGGUUAAGUCGAUUCGCCCCGUGUGUAUUUGUCGUUCUGAGAAAAAGGAACAAGCAUGGAAAGACAGUGACUGCACAUGUGGAAUACAAGGUUAGCUAAAAUAGCAUAUCAGAGAAGUAGGUUCACUAUGUUGUAGAGUGUUGCAUGACAUCGAGCGAAUCGACUUAAGGCUAGGCGAACGCCUUCGCUUUUUAAGUGAUGUUUUCGUAGCCAUCGCUGCAUGUCGUUGUCGGUUAAGGUCUCUAAUAGAGAGCUUUAGAUUCGAGGACGAGGACAUUAAAUUUUAAGUUUUCUCGCCUAUUCUCUAAAAAUAGACACCACAAAAGUUAUAGUUCGCUUAUUUCCGUUGAAGGAAGUAAAGCCCUCUCCCGCUCGCUAAAUGAUAAAAUUCCUAACAUUUGAUUACUUGAUUUCGCCACCACGUCAUUCGCGCGAAAACUCGUAGUAGAAUGACGACAGCUAUCACAUUUUCCCGCCAAAAUGACGUUGGUUCGCACGCGCGCACUUCUCGGUAUUGAGAAAAUCUCGUACUCGUAGUCGUCCUCGUCUUAGAAUCUAAAGGUCUCUCUAUUGGCGAACUUAAGUAACCACAACGAAGACGGCAACGAGAAUGUCAAAAUAGCAGGUUCAGGCUAUAAGUUCCGGCACCCAGUAGCGGACGAAUUUUCGACCUGUUGAAAAUUAGCGGACAUGCGUUUAGGUGUUACGUUCACACGGAACAAGGCUAGCCGUACGAUAUUCGGAGAGGCCUAGCCGUUCAAAAAUUUGAACAACACCGAAAUCCAGGUCAAUUUUUUAGCCAGCACGGUCUUAAAUUUGACCGGCGCGAAAUGAAUACCACCGUGAUUUUGAAAAGCACUCUCCAAAAUUGUUAACUUUUAAAACGCCGGCUUGAUACAAUGGAGUGGAGGGUGGAAAAGGGACACGGAACGGAAAAGGUUUCUGUUAUAACAGCUCGUCUUAUGUACUGUGUACAUGCUCACGCUCUAUGAAGUAUUUAAGGGUUCAGCAAUCAUUUAGAUGCUGAAAACAAAAUGAACACCAAAACAAUUUCUCCCUUUUGCGAUCGAAAACACCGUUUUUGAAUUUUUCCAAAUUGUUUGCAUUGGGCCAUUGCCUUUUUAGUCUGGUACGAUUUGCAAGAUGGGCGUUUUUUCUUUUCUCUUAGGUGGAUCGGAAAGUUUUAAGGAUAAACAAGAUUUCUUUUAUCGUGAACUUGUAGUAUAUCACGGUAAAAAAGCUGGAGAAGUAAACUUGAGGAUUGAUCGUCAUAAGCUGCUAGAGAGUGUAAGUUGUUAAACAGUUAGACACCUCGGAGGAGGUACUGUAUAGUGCUCGUUUUGGAGAUGCUCCGCCCGAAAGGGGUCAGCUUUUUCCAGGCCAGAGGUUUUAGAAUGGUGGGGAUUUCACGAAGUGAGUUAUGGAAAUGGGUCAGGAAACCUAACGCCUUUUAAAGUAUCUGGGAGAGGCACACUUAACGACUAUUCCGUUUAAAAGAUUUAAAAAGGGGUUGUGCAAGUCAUUCACUUUUCCCCUACGGUAAGGGAAAAGUGAAUUAUUAAACUGUCAGUAUAAAGCUAUUUCAAUUCAAGUUGUCGUGUAGAUCGUCGAAAACCCUUUGUAAAUCCUUGUGAUUUUGUUAUAACUUCGCGGUUUUCUGUGUGAUGGAUGUAAUAAGACGUUACAAACCUUUACCUUUGUGAUUUCAUGACAGAAGAGUAGCUUCAUGUGAGUUCCGUUACAGUGUAAUAGUUAUGAAAUUGCCUCAUUGCUUGAUGUCACGGCGCCCAUGUUGGUUGAUAAGAACAAGCGCGGCGUUUCCCUCUGUUGAGAACUAAACUCAGUUUGCAGAAUUUGGAUGAAAAAGACUCUUUUUUAUCCGAAUUCUGCAAGAACCAAAAAAUUUACUGUUGUGUCCACCAACAUGGCAUCUUUUCACGUGCUUGUAAACCAAGGAUGUUGUUAUGGGGAUUCGUCGCGUAAGCUUUCAGUCGAUGAAAAACGGAAUCAUUAUCUACGUAAAGUCCCUUGAAAGGGUAACCUUUUGAUUGCAAAAAAAAAUGGUGUAUAGAAGGGUAAGGGUUUGGGCCUGGGCCUCUGGGUAGUCGAUAGCAUCCCCGUCCCAGGGGCCCCACUCACAUAUUUUAAUGACGGGGUUGUCCGACAGAGGUUCAUAUUUUAUACCAAAAAAAAUCCCAACUUCAGAAUUUGUCUACCCAAAAAACUCCCUCAGUGUUUUUGCAUCAGCAAAUUUUAUUAUUUAUCUUCUGGAAAGCUAAAACAUGCCAACUUCAACUUUUAACUUUAAAAAAUUGCGAUAAAAUUUGGUCAAAAACAAAACUAUAAAUUGCGCUUAUGUUAUUGUCGAUUUGAGCUGAUGAAAAAUACAAUACCCAAAAAAAUCCCUGUGUUGUUUUCGCGACCCAAAAAAAUCUCGGCGUCUUUCAUAGACGCAAAAAAAUCCCUUUUGGCCGAAAUGUCAGACCCAAAAAAAUCCUUCGGACCCCCCCGUCAUUAAAAUAUGUGAGUGGGGCCCCUUGGAUCCCCGUACACAAGGUUUUGUAGUAACCUCCCAGGUUAAUCACCUACAAUGUCCAACAAAUGUUUUGAUUGUUCUUACGAGGAUUUUGGAAUGUUUUCUCUUUUGUCUUUUCAGUCAUACCAAGCUACUGUCAAAACUCUAUACUCGAGUGACUGGCUGCGACUUUUUCACAUCACAUUCAAAGGAGAAAUUGGUAAGAGGUUAAGCCUUAUAGAGAGUCAAAGAAAAGGAUUGAAGAACCGAGAAGGGACCAACUCUAGGUGUGCGUUUUAUUGAGGUGCCUACCGAAUAGAGUGUCAAAGAAAAGGACUGAAGUGCGGCAGAAACCAACUCUCUGUGUCCGUCUUACAUAGGUGUUUGUUAAGAGAGAGCUAAGUGUAACUUCUGCAUCACAGUCAACCUAACUCUCCCAUCAUUUGGGACGUGCACUAAGUGUUCUUCUUAGAGAGGCGUCCAUCUCAUAGAGAGUCAAAUAAAGGGAGUAAUGGGAAAGGCAGGAACAAACCAUAAGUGUCCGUUUUACUGAGGUGUCCGUUAAGAGAGAGUCGACUGUAACAACAAUUGUUUUGUUUGUUUGUUUCGUUUUUGUUUUCAUUUGAUUACGUGUAGUUUUUUUUUUUUCGCUAGGUGUUGACUGGGGUGGCUUGCGGCGCGAGUGGGUGGAGUUGUUAUGUAAAGCUCUGUUUUCACAUGAAAGUGGCUUUUUCACUCGAUUCAACGCCGACGAUCCUCAAGCACUGGUGGGUGUGAGAUUGUUGUCUUCAGUGUAUAUUGGUGUUUGUCAGUUAGCUGAAAAGAAUCACAGGUUCACGAGCUUGUCCAACGCUUGCCUGAUAACAAGUUCCUAGUAAACUGUUUAGGAUUGCUUAAUUUGUUUUCAUAACCUUUGACGAUCUUUGCUUUAUUGUACUUCAUGUGGAUUCCUUGUGUUGUCACGUUAGAGGGUUUGAUUCACAACCUGGAUUGCAGCUAAUUAAUUAAUUUCUUUCGGCUACUAAUUUGCUUAAUUUAAUGGAGACUGAAUUUUUAGCUGAGACCGCGGUAUUGUUGGAUUUUCGUGCGAUUCAUUGUAAAUACGAACAGAAAUCUCCACCCCAGCUAACCAAGUUGCACUGCCCUGGAAGGGCGGGGAGGGGUGGAGGGGGAGGGGAGAAAACGGUAUUGAGGCCGGGAAAAAUAGAGCCAAUUUGACAGCGUACGCGCGCUAUCACUGCUUUCUCGGCAAAGGAACACCAACGACUUUUAACCUACUCCCAGUUGAUUACUGAUUUUGUCGUUUCAUCCUUGUAGGUUCAUCCGAACCCCAAAAGGCCUGUUGGAAUGAAGUUAAAGUUUUAUGAGUUUGCUGGGCGCAUUGUCGGAAAAUGUUUAUACGAAUCUGCUUUGGGCUCAGGCCGAAGGCUCAACGUGAAAGCGAGGUUCACCAGAUCGUUUUUAGCUCAACUUCUUGGUCUUCGUGUCUGUUACAGGGUAAGACAUCACAAUCUACAUAUCUGCCUUCUUAUCAUGUUUAUUUUUUGAGCAACGUGUCUUGUAAGCGACCAUUUCGAAUCGCGUGAUCUUUGUCAGCUGCAAGUGAGCUUAUCACAAGAGACUCCCUGUGGUUCUUUUCUCGUAAGCGACCUCUUGCCGUAAGCGCUGAGCACUAAGUCGUCGCUUUUUGGGUGGUCGCGUACGGGAGGUUCGACUGUGUUUAGAAGUUUUGGUCUGUUUUACCGUUUCUCUGUGUAAGUUCGUAGCCACCGCUUUCCCUUAUUGUCUGAAUUUCGACGCUCUUUCUGUUGUUCAUAACCACAGUAUUUUGAAAGUGACGAUAAGCAGCUUUAUCGGAGUAAAAUCAAGUACAUCGAGGAGACUGACCCGGAAGACCUGGGACUGGUUUUCGCUGAAGAGGAGUACGAUAUGCAGGGGCGCUUAGAGAAGGUAAGAUAACGCUCCAUCCCGGAGUCUCUCGAGUAUGCAAACAGCGCUUACAGAAUUUUGAUAACCUCUGCAGCAAGUUGUGUUUUCCUCAGCUGAAAAGCUUCGUUCGCGUGGUUUCACUUAGUAUGCUUGCUUUCUAGCCCAAAGUUUAAGUUCUGUAAAACUUUUAAUGAUUGUAUUUUCUUAAAAACAGCAAUUUGACGCCUUUAAAUCUCUUUCUGCUGAUUAUACACCUUAUUCUAAGAUGGUGGCAAUAUUACUGUUCUUUUGUAUUUGUUAGUUAGCUCUCUUUGUCUCUACAGAAUUCACAACAACUGUUACUUGUCUAUACCUUGAAACGAGGCACAGAAGACCAAAUGUAACUAAAUUUUACACCAUCAUUGGCUGUAUUAUGCGCCACGAAUUUGGUCUUGGAAGUUAUGACACCCUUGUCUCUUUUUCCGCCACCCAAAUGCAGGCGGAAAAAAGGGAUGAUAUAGUUUCUAAUCGGUCGAACUCUUAUAAAACGAGGACCCCGGCAGAACGAACGACUCUUACGCCCCAGUUAUGGUAAAAUGCUUGAAAACGAAACGGUAUAAGUUUUUCCCCUUAUACUGAACAUUUCAGUCCCCUGGUAAUUUGUUCCGUCGGGCUUCCACGUAAUUUGCACUUAGAAAAUCAUCAAUUCUCUUUUAAAGACAAAUUUUCAUUUGAUGUACGUAACAACUAUAACGUUGUCUGGUUCUUGCAGAUGGUUGAAUUGAAGCCGGGUGGUGCUCAGAUCCCGGUAACAGAAUCAAACAAGAAAGAAUAUCUGGAUCUGUUAGCGCAGUAUCGUCUUUCCUCUUCCGUCAAGCAGGAGAUUGAGGCUUUUGCAAAAGGUUCAUCUUUUCUUAUCGCCACGCCAAUUCUUCAGAAACGAGAAGGGACCUGGCCCGAGUUAACUUUCGCAAAGACUUCUGGGACUGUUACUAGGGACAGAGAAACAAUGGAUUGCUGACCGGCACGAUCCCACAAACAAUAGCGGGACGCAUUUCGGCUCCAGUUUCCUUCUCGUUUUUCAAGUGGAGAGUCGUGGGUUGAGGUUUUGUUUGUUCUCUUUUCUGAGGGGUUCCGUUUUUCAGGGGGCUUCGUUUUUCCCCUCUGCUUAAAAAUCAUUGUUUUUAAAUUUCAAUCGGUCAGGGCCCAGUUGCUCGAAGUAUGGUUAGCGUUAACCAGCGUUUAAUACCUUGACAACGUAUUGGUUUUGAUACUGCUUAACCAAUGGUUAAAGCUAACCAUGCUUUGAGCAACUCAGCCCAGGAGUUUAUUUAUAGAAACUAACUGGAUAGCCUGCGAACGGCAGACUUUUCUCCUCGCUCACCGCCGCUGAGGGACGUUUCGCGAGGAGGAACGUCUGCGACUCAGCGACAGAAAUUCCAUACUGAUGACGUAAAUCAAUGUUUACAUAAUAAAUUCGGUAGUCAUGGAGUUCCAAAUGCAAAUUUGUUUAAUUUGACGUUUCCCCUGGUCGAUUUUGGUAAAGUGUUGUGUUCAUCUGCAAAUUAGCUCCAGCAAAGCUUAAAUCCUUCUUCAAGAGAAGACUAUAUGCCACAAAUAUUGGCUGUUUUGUUAGAGAUUCAUCGCGUUUACAUUUGACCUUUGUGGCCUUUUGUCUUUUGUCUGUCAUUCGUAAACAAUAGCUAAAACAAUGAAACUGCUCCGUCGACCAAUUAGCGCUUCUGCCCGGAUUCCGGACAGAUUUUGCGUCAUCCGUAUGGAAUUUCUGUGGCUGAGUCGCCGACGUUCCUCCUCGUGAAACGUCCCUCAGCGGCGAUGAGCGGAGGAGAAACGUCUGCCGUUCGCAGGCUACUAACUGGACCUCUGGUACUGUUCCAGGAAUUCGAUCGGUGAACUUACUUUAUUAAUUUUUGUGUAUUGCUGGGCAAUAAUAAUGGUUUAUUGUGUAAGUGAUGAAAAGCUGCUUAAGUAACGAUCCAGGAAAUUCGUAAAACCAACCACUGCUCCUCUGACAAGUCCAUCAGUACGUUGCGUACAGUAUACUAGAUCAGCUUUCUCUAACUUGAUCAGUAGUUAUUCAAAUUUCUUGAAACAAGCGAAAAUUUUACAUAAAAAAGGUGUUCAAUCCCCACUGAACCUCACUGGAAUUUUUUGGUGUACCAACAUGGCCGCCGUGACGUCAUGUAAAAACCAUGAAUGAGCCGUUAACUAACUUUUUUCUACUCUGUAUAGGUUUAAAUGAAAUGGUUCCAGACAGUCUUCUCAGUGUGUUUGAUGAAUACGAAUUAGAAGUGAGUAACAUGCUUAUCCUAUUUAAAACUUUGUUAUCACUAUAACAAAAUCCUCACAUCUGAUUAGCCACCCGCAGAGCUGAUUUUACCAUUAAUUAUUAAUUUAGUAGGACAAUGUAAUUAGACAGCGCGAGACAUUGCGGGCGCUGUAAUAGCACGUUUGCGCUAAAAAGGACCUUUUUCCUCACGUCCUGCCAAAAAAGGUCUUUUUGUUUUAACUAAACAAAAGUUGAAACUUUUACAAAUUGUUAUUAACCUCAAAUUUUGCUUAUUAGUUUAAUGAUUAAUGGGCUGCAGAAAUUUUUGUCGUCCAGUUUUGUAAUCAUACUCUUGCUCGCCGGUCCGGUUUUGUUCAUAAUUCAUAUGAUUUCAGACGCACUUGAACUCAAACGCAAAGCCCUGUUCUUGAGCCAGUCCAAGGCUUAAGUGAGAGAAAAAGAGGGCGCGCAAGGAACGAUGGGAAUAGCAAAGUGGAGAAGUGAGGUCUUUUCCUUCUUGCCAUUAUCCUCCACGCGCUCAUUUUUGAUUAUGUAGUCUGUACCUGACUUGAGAGGGCAGUCUUCUCAUUGAAUUGCAUUUGCAAUGUGAUUUAAACAUCUGACUUUUUAUGUUAUUAUUAUUGUUUUUGCCAGCUUCUAAUGUGUGGGACAGGAAAUAUUAGUGUGUCUGAUUUCCGACAAAACCACAGCGUUAUAAACAGCGGGAUGUCCUUUGGAAAGGUAGUGAACAGGCUUCAUUAAUAGUAUCGCAGAAGGUUAUUUAUUCAGUGAGGCUGGGAGGCCACUACAGGAUUUGUCGUAUGUGACAGCUGUCUUACAGCGCCCUGUUAUCUAGCAAUAAAUAGGAGCUCAUACAACGUGUAUAUAUUUAUGAGUGAAGAUGUUUUAACAGCACCAUACACAACACGUGGUUAAUUUUCAAACUUUGCCUUACACAACUAGUGGAAGCGUUUGCGUAAUAAAUUUCGCGCUAUUUUUUCGACCAAUAGGAGCAAUGUCGAAAUCUUUUCCGACUUGGUUUCGCGCAUUUUCCUGCGCUUAGUCGCUGGUUUCGAGCUCUGAUUGGUUCAUUGGAUUGUCUGCCCGUGCUGUUAUUGGCCAGAAUAAUUAGUGUUCUGAAGCGCAGAAACAACUUUCAUGAAAAGCGCUAAUUUCACGUUUCUUCUUAGACUCUGGAUUGGUUUUGGACGAUAGUGACUAGUUUUACUCAAGAAGAACUUGCCCGAUUGGUUCAGUUCAUUACAGGAUCCUCUCAGCUGCCUCCUGGAGGAUUUGCUGAGCUUUCUCCACCAAUACAGAUCUCUUCAGCUCCCACAACAGACGCACUGCCUACGGCACAUACCUGGUGGGUUAAAUAUCGUAUUUUUCGCGUCUCCCCCCGUCUCAGUCAGGUUUUCCUUUGUGAACGAAGCUGAGACUUCAAGGAAAAGAUGUAUUAUCUAAAGAAUUCUUCCUUAGCUGUUGGAGGGAAACAAAAAUACUGUGGAACGCGUUUAUGAAAAUUGUCCUCAUUAUGCUCCUGUGUCCUCAGUCCCUGAAUAGAUUGACUUCGUGCUGUACCCAUAUUGUGGUCUCAUUUGCUCAGAAGCCCUUUAAGCUAGCUAAAGUAGCAAGGCCGACCACUUGCUGUAAAGGUAGACCACCACACCGGGUACUACGUUCCGUACUUUCUACGAACAGUGUGUGGGUUCUUUAGCUUCCUACAUGCAGAAAUGAUGAUACGUGCUAGGGUUGUGAGACAGGGCCUAUGGUUUAUUGUCCUUAUCCGAGAAGACUAGAACUCAAACCGUUUUCAGAUGUUUUUAAAAAGGCAGCACAUUCUACUCAGUCAUUGAAAGACCCUGAGUGUUGCUCCGGUCGGGGUUUGAACCCCCGGUCUCUCAGGCAGACCGGAGCUUAUCCAACAGAGCUAACCGGGUGUUACCGUCUUUUCUUUCUUUAGCUUCAACCAGCUUUGUUUACCUUCUUACUCAUCGUUCAAGGAAAUGCAGAAGAAACUGUUGCUGGCAAUAAACGAAGGAAGCGAAGGAUUUGGUUUUGCCUGAUUCAAAAAUGAAGAAAAAAAACCGCUACUGAAUCAGGUUACGUACUGUCACUGAAACGAGGUUUUUCUUUGCGAUUGGAAACUUUAGAGUCGCAAGAAGUGCUGCCUGAGAAUUGGUUUCUCAAGGAUGGCUCUUUAAGAGAUCAUGGUUUGGACGGCGAGGUGGAAGACUUAGAUAUAGGGAGAUUAAGCAAAGAAAUUUUUUUUUUUCACGAUGCACGUUCACAGGAAGUGGGAAGGACUCACUUCUGGAUGACGACAACAAAAAAACUUUUCCUCAAGCUCCCCAUUAUUGAAUGCAUUAUCCUAUCCUUGCUUCUUAUGUAGUAGAUGCAUGAUUACAGGAACACGCCCAAAGGGCUCGAUUUCUUCCUUUUUAGGUGUUACGCUCGUGCGUACCUCAUAAUGUCAAGUCUGCAGUGCAGGCGUUUUUAAGGGGGGAGGGGGUAAGCACUAAAAUUCGCUUGGGUGUACGUAUCGUACUCUCCCCAAUAUUCGGAUCAUUAUAAGAUUCAGAGUUCCUACUCAUCUCAACAUUAGGCAGAUUUAGGCAAUGUUCACCCUAUACUGGAUAGCCUUUCAUGUCGGCUGGUACAGUAUAGUAUGAACAGUCAGCAACGGCGCAAACAGAACUGGAACAAGUCGUUCAUACACAUCGAACAUCGUGCCGGAGCCGUUCAAGGUGAAGGUUUGGUGAACUAAUUCCUGUUCCUUACUCAUGAAUAUUUACUUCCGUCUCAGUGGACUCCAGUCCUCUUUCCUAUUUAUUCACUUUAGCGAAGGUCCGAAUACCUGCUUUACACCGCACCAUAGUCUUGACACAGAAGCUAUUCGAUAUGCCGAUGCUCCACCUUCGAGAUUGACCGGGCGCAACUUCGCGCCGAAAUCCCCGUUGGUGUGUGUGAACUGAAACCGUAUCCGGUAUAGUUCUCGUACCGGCGCAAAAGAUAUCCAGUAUUGUGUGAACAUAGCAGGCAGUUACUCCCCACGGCACGCACAGAGCUUGGCCAAUGGCAGGGCGAGAAACGAGGCACAGGAAGUCGUUCAGUCCUUCCCGCGCGUUUUCGCGCCAUGGUCUCAUUUGCCUCUGUGUUGUCUUUUCAGCCUAUCAACACUAACUUUUCACGUAGGACAAGAUGUUGAGUUGGGACGGGUAGUUGUGGGCAGUUUCGCAGAAUUCUCUACU
Messenger RNA from Porites lobata, 18785 nucleotides. NCBI's taxonomy places the organism in Eukaryota, Metazoa, Cnidaria, Anthozoa, Scleractinia, Poritidae. The record is from the annotation of a GenBank genome assembly.